Molecule: messenger RNA, 3087 nt
Organism: Heterostelium album PN500
Lineage: Eukaryota; Evosea; Eumycetozoa; Acytosteliales; Acytosteliaceae
Exons: 3
Coding region: 1-3087 (1028 amino acids)
Source: RefSeq, a predicted model, not a curated record
AUGAAGAGAACUGAACCUCAAUUAAGGUCAUCUUCUUCCAGUACACCUACUACCUCUACAUCUUCUAGUGGUGCUAGUGGUGGUGGUAGUAGUAGUACUGUUGGAAGUAGUAGUAGUAGUGUUAAGCGAACUACUACUACCCCUACAUCUACAACAUCAUCUUCAUCUACAACAUUAAAAUCAAAACCACUUAGUUCUAUUACAUCUACACCUAGAACGACAAGUAGUAGUUCACUGACUACAAAACAUUCAACAUUACCAGCAUCUUUACCUUCUAGAACAACAACAACAACUUCAAGUUCAAGUAGUAAGCCAUUGUCUACUACCACUACCAAACCAACAACAACAACAUCUACCAGUAAAUCAAGUUCAACAGUUAGUAAAGUAUCACCAACAACUAGAACAUCACUUUCAAGUAGAACUACCACAACCACAACAUCAACAACCAGUAGAACGAAAUUAAGUUCAUCUAGCAGCGGUCUAAGUACAACCAAAACAGCAAAGACCGCUUCUAGUACUGUUUCUUCGUCGACUGUCAAACCAACUAAAGUAAUAUCAUCAAACGUUGAUAAUGGUAAUCAAAAUUACGAACAAUUCAGCCCAAACACACUGAAAGCAAUCAAUGUCGAUACCAAUAGUUUAGCAAGUAGCACUUCUUCAGAGUUUUCACAAGAUUUCGAACGUGUUGUAUCAGAGUUUAUUGUACUUGAUGAGAAACAACAACAACAACAGCAGCAACAACAACAACAAUACCAGCAACAAAUAGUCAUUUCGGAUAGCUAUGAUUCACUUCCACAAGAGACAUUCCUCAAUGAUCCUACCAAUCCUAUUGUCAUUAGUGACAACGAAGAAGAGCCAGAAGAUGACAACUAUUCUACUCAACACGAAAAUAACUUUGACGAUGAGGAAGAAGAGGAAGAGAUAAACGAUGAGCAACAACAAGAGGAGGAAGAAGAAGAAGAAGAUCAAAUCGAACAUGUUAAUGAAGAGCAAGUCAGUCAACAAGAGGUACAAGAGCCGGUGGAACCAAUCGAAAGAAUAGCAACAAAGAAAUCUAGUGGUGGAAUAUUUUCAUCAUUUUUCAAUCUUUUACCUAAAUCUUUUGUUCAAACAAAAUCAACUACAACACAAUCUACACCUUUAUCAACAACAACAACAACAACAAUUAGUGACACAAAAACAACACAAGCAACACAAAUAACACCAACAACUAUUACAUCUACCUCCACUAGUAUAACAUCUAUCUCUACCUCUGAGAUUUUAGAGACAUUUACAUCACCAAACCAGCAUACAGUUGAAUCAACAACUAUAGUUGAGAAAGAAUCAUCUUCAGUUGAUAAAAAUCAAACACCACCAACAACAAUAACAGCUUCUCAAAAUCUUACAACCUCUAAUUCAAUAACAGAAACAAUUCAAAACACUAACAAUAGCAACAAUAACAAUAACAAUAGUAAUAAUAACAAUAGCAAUAGCAAUAAUAUUGUUUAUAAACAACCACCUCCACCUGUUCAACAACCAAUUCAAUAUCAACAACAACAACAACAACAACAACAAAAUUAUAGAUAUUCACAACAAAUGAUGAUGGGUCCACCACAACAACAACAACAACAAUAUCAACAACAAUUAUAUCAACAAAAGAGUAUGACAAUGAUGUCAAUGGCAAAUAUGAAUCCUAGAGAUAAUUUCCAAUCAAGUCAUUAUCAUCCAAUGUCACAAUCAUCACCAAACCUGACAAACUAUCGUGCAAGUCAACAAUUUAAUCCCAAUAUGUUUAUGCCACAUAAUCAACCGAAUGGUGUAGCUCUUUUACCAUUCGUUAUACCACCAGCAAAAGCAUUGUCGAUAUUCCAAGAUUGGUACAAGUCACUUUGGUUUGCACCCACCAACUUUAGAGAGCAGUUGGAGGAAACACUCGAUAUGAACUACUAUUUCGUUCCCUAUUACAACUUCAACUCAGUGGUCAGCUCUGUGCACAAAGGUAGCAUUGGUUUGGUAAAGAGUGAUCACCAACAACAGGUGGUAGUGGUAGGUGAUAAACAGAUGGAGCACUACAAUGAAGACGAGAUUGAAUGGUCCAAUGCAAUAUCAAAUGUAUAUCCACAGACCUAUAGUGAUAUGUUGAUCUAUUCACCAUUGGACUUUACAGAGGCGCCACUCUAUGAGGAUAUCAAAGAGAUUCAGUAUUGGAAGUUGGAUGUAGGUGAACCACACCAUGCUCAACACCCACAGCUUGCAAACUCUAUCUAUGAGCCAAUGAAAUACUAUCAGAACAACAAUAUCAACUAUCUACCACCAUUAGAUCAACCACCUGUAACAACUCAACAACCAACCACUGAUCCACAAUUAACAAAGAUCCCUCAAGUCAUACAACCAAUGGAGAUGAAUAGUGCAUGGGAAUUUGCAGAGGCAAAAAUCAAAAGAAACGAAUCCUAUGGUAAUGAUCAAAAGUUAAAGAAAGAUCAUAUGGCUCAUACUGUUUCAGAUGUUGAAACAACUACUCAAAUUGAUUCAUUUACAUUUAGAACUAUUUAUGCACCAAUUUAUAAAAUUAAUUAUCGAUUUGAAGGUACUCAAUAUUCAUUUAUUAUCAAUGGUCAAAAUGGAAAUUCGCAUGGUCAAAGACCUUAUGGUGUUGGUUCAAUCAAAAGUACAGCAAUCAAAUUCCUGACAGCAGGACUUUUUGAGAAUCAUAAUGGAACGGCCAAGGCAGAGAAAGAGAUUACACAAAAUGGAUUGAUUAAAGGUUCUGAUCUAAAUGAAGUGGAUUCCUUAGAUUAUUAUAAACCUGAUCUAUAUUAUCUCUUGUUGCCUGCAUCCGAUCAAUUCCUUAUGAUUAAAAGUAAAGGUUUCAUUAUUUUAAAGAAUAUUGGAAAACAAGAUAUAAAGCUUGAAGCUCACAAGAGAAUGAGUGAUGAAAUUGGUGGAAAUUGUUUAUUAAAAUCUGGUGAAACUCAAACUUUUGCAUACAAAGGUGUUUGGUGUAUAUGUGUUGUCGAAGGACAACAUUCUUCAUUGGAACUGAUCAGAGCAGAGACAAAUUCAGGAGGUGAUAAACCAGAAGGUGAUUUACUUAUGGUUUCCUCUUAG